Messenger RNA from Pseudogymnoascus verrucosus, 4857 nucleotides. It is a transcript of the gene HIR1, whose product is annotated as HIR complex subunit. Gene Ontology annotation, biological process: chromatin remodeling; DNA-templated transcription; regulation of DNA-templated transcription. Lineage: Eukaryota; Fungi; Ascomycota; Leotiomycetes; Thelebolales; Thelebolaceae. The transcript is spliced from 4 exons. Gene Ontology annotation, molecular function: nucleosome binding; protein binding. Gene Ontology annotation, cellular component: HIR complex; nucleus. The record is from RefSeq and is a predicted model, not a curated record. Bases 1627 to 4764 code for a protein of 1045 amino acids.
AUUUUCCCCAAUUUACUCGACUCGAAUAUAUUGGAAGUGGACCAUUUUGUGCAUUUGUGCAGGAAUGGCGUACCUUGUCUAGCUGAAGUAGCUGAGGUACGGGUACGGGGACAGUAAAAUGAUGUACGUACGUGUUAGUGGAGUCAACUAAACUCGGGUGCCGGGCACUUAAAGUUCCGUGCGCCAGACGCCGGAUAGAAGUCCCGGAUAGGGAAGAGUGAAAGAUAGAUGACAUGACAUUGCUCAUUAUUGCUGACACAAAACCCACGACUUCAAUAUAUUCAAUAUGAAUAAAUAUGUAUUAAAACCCGCAGAAACUGCAGAAACUGCGACUCUCCCCAGUAUUACCAACACAAUGCUCCUCGUACACUCAUUGUCGUCAAAUGCGUACCGACUCUCCUGUUGUGCAUUACUGCACUAUCUGCACGGUCUGCACCCAAACUCCGAUGCAAUCCUGCCGUACGGGAUCCUCAGUUUCCACUUACCUCAUGAAUCGUCUAGGAAAGACAUUAUCUCCGUUUAGACUCAUUCUUCGGCUCGCCGGAUGCUCCAGUCUCAGAUGUUCACCGAGUCGACCGUGUCCUUCCAUGAUACUCAAACCGAUAGGAGAAGAAUCAAGACCUACUGGCACCAGCAAGACUCUAAAUUUAAGCAACGCCGUCAUGAGGACCAUCGUGCUACGGCGUUUGAGACCCCACCUCCAUUCGACUGCGGCCGGGAAACCCCUCGUUUUCUGCGGCGACUCUAGUGCUUCCCACGACAUUUCGUAGACCCUCGCUGCUACGAGAACUGCCAGUAUCACAUCACACCAGUGCUACUGGACAGCGGGAAUGUAGGACUACAGUUUUCGCCUCCCACACAAGCCCCCCUCCUCUCUAUUACAGAGAUAGCCACGACUCGUUGAUGUGGCCUCCAACGAAGAGGGCUAGUUCAAAUAUAGGGCAUAUGUUCUUUAUCAGGUCUUCUCGAAGAUGGCAACGACAGCAGUGGAAGUUGGCUAUCCGUUGUUCCACACAUUUGACGUGGCGGUCGGUGGCACAAAGGCCUGCUUGGAUACUGACUGAAUAAUACAAAAGCGGGCACAGCAUGGCCGUAUGGCUGUAGAAUGUGCACAUAAGCCGCCUUCGUCUACAUUUGAUUAUAGUAGGCCUAUAAGCAUAUCUCAGUACAGCAUGGGCAUGACGCUGUGGGACACCGAAAUUGCGUGAGAUGGAGUAGAAUAUCCAGAAACUUCUCCUAUCACCAUUGCCGUUCUCCCGAAGCCUUCUUCCUCAUACCACCUCCAAGGUACACAAAACAGCAGUGUGUAAUGCACGCCUACAUUUUCCGGGAACAUAUUGUACGCCACUUCAGUGCAUGUGGCCAUUCCAAGCAAUCCGGACGUAAACAUCACCAAAGACCCUCAAUUCUCACCCCCAGCGAUCACAUCCCUGUGCUACCCUAUCCCCCAGCCUUGCACCCAGCCUCGCGCUAGGGGUGCACCGCGGCUAAAAGUCUCCCUCACGAAUCGCGCCGCGACACAAUUCGGCGGUACCCCCAGACGCGCGACACCUCAAGCCAUCACCAGAGUUCAAUCGACGACAUCACCACGCCGUACCAUGCCAGUCCCACACUAAGCGCGCAAACAUGCAUUUCAUCCGACCGGCGUGGCUGACGCACAGUGGCGAACAGAAGGACUUCGAGGUCUACUCCUGCCACGUCUCGCCCGAUGGAAGCCGUGUCGCGACGGCGGCGGGAGAUGGCCAUGUGCGCAUCUGGAGCAUGGAGGCUAUUCGCAAUGCGGCGAAUACAGAGUACAAGGGCCCGAAGCAGUUGUGCCAUAUGAGCUACCAUAGUGGCACGAUUCAUACGGUCAGGUUUAGCCCCGAUGGCCGCUGGCUGGCUAGUGGUGCUGAUGAUAAGAUUAUUUGCGUUUAUCACUUGGAGAAGGAGCCCCCGGCGCAUGGGGCAAGUUUCGGCACCAAUGAACCUCCGCCUGUCGAAAACUGGAAGAUCCUCAGACGUCUCAUCGGACACGAUAACGACGUGCAAGACCUAGCAUGGUCCUACGACUCCUCGAUCCUGGUGUCCGUCGGCCUCGACUCCAAAAUCGUGGUGUGGUCCGGUCAUACGUUCGAGAAGCUCAAGACCCUUUCCGUGCACCAAAGUCACGUCAAGGGCAUCACCUUCGACCCCGCGAACAAAUACUUCGCAACCGCCAGCGACGACCGCACCAUCAAGAUCUUCCGCUUUACAUCACCCGCGCCGAACGCCACGGCGCACGAUAUGGUGAAUAAUUUCGUGCUCGAGCAUACCAUCGCGAAUCCGUUCAAAUCGAGCCCGCUCACUACAUACUUUCGCCGCUGCUCGUGGAGUCCGGAUGGGAAUCAUAUCGCUGCGGCGAACUCGGUUAAUGGUCCUGUUAGCUCCGUGGCGAUCAUUAAUCGCAGUCAGUGGGAUAGCGAUAUUGCGCUCAUCGGCCAUGAGGGGCCGGUGGAGGUGUGUGCGUUUGCUCCGAGAUUGUUCAGUAGCAGGGCGCAAGGGCCGGAAGAUACGGAUGCCAAUGGCUUCAGUACGCAGCCUUUGACUUCUGUGAUUGCUUGUGCUGGUCAGGAUAAGGCUUUGACGGUUUGGAAUACGAGCACGUCGAGGCCGCUGGUUAUUGUGCAAGACCUGGCUCAAAAAUCUAUUUCCGAUCUUGCCUGGACACCGGAUGGACGGACCCUGGUUGUCACUAGUUUGGAUGGCACCAUUCUUGCGGUCGCCUUUGAACUUGGAGACCUUGGCUAUGUGGCUCGAAUUGAAGAGAAUGAUAAGGUAUUGCAACGCUUCGGUGUUGGUCGCAAGGGCGUGGGCGUCAUCGAGGACGUUGCAGGUCUUCGUCUAGAGGAGCGCAGCAGGGCCGGAGAGCUUCGCGGAGCAGAAGGGAGGAUGGGCGCGCUGAUGGGCGAUGGAGCUACUGAGGCGCGCCCGGAAAAGAAUGGGGUUUCAAUCACAAAUGGUGAUAGCAAGGUUGCCGAUAAGGGGGCUUCAACACCUGCAACGAAUGGGACGGACAAAGAUGCCGCUCCCACACCUCCAGCAGAGGAGACGAACGCUGCCAAGAUCGAAGCAAUGAAGAAGAGAGUAACGAUCACGAAAGAGGGAAAGAAGAGGGUAGCUCCCCUCCUCGUAUCCUCCUCCGGCACCGGCCAAUCCUCACUCCCCCAAUCCCAACUCAUGGCCGCCAGCUCCAACAACGCCACAAGCGAAGCCCCCCAAUCCAUCCUCGACCUCUCCAAGCCCUACGACGGCCUCCCCUCCGGCGGCCUCGCCUCCAUGCUCCUGGGCAACAAGCGCAAAGCCGUCGUCCUCGAAACCGGCGACGAAGACGAGACCGGCGCCAAACGCCUCAACGGCACCACCACCAACGGCACCAUCCCCAUCAUGCGCAACGGCGUCGACGGCGUCGAGCCCGCCACCGCCACCCCGACACGCGGGCAGGAAGUAACCCCUGAAUUCAUCCGCCCCGCCGUCGUGGACCCGGUAAUGUCAGUCUCACAAACGCGUCUCUCCGUCCCGAAAGUCCGAACGCACAUCCUGCGGUCCCUCAAUCGCGGCGGUCUACCCACUACCAAACCCCUCUCCAAUGGCGCGGCACCAGACGACGACGCUGCCAAAAACGCAGACGAUGUCAUAUUCGAAGCCCGCAAUGACGCGCGCACAGGCGCACACGCUAAUGAACCCACGCGCAUCACAGCACUCAAGCGCUCCGCAGUCCUCUGGCAAGACUUCCUCCCCCGCCCCGUGCUGCUCGUGACGGGGAACAAAAACCUCUGGGCUGCGGCAUGUGAAGACGGGUCUCUCUAUGUCUGGACCCCCGCGGGCCGGCGCCUCCUCAACGCGCUCGUGCUUGAAGCCCAGCCUGUUAUACUAGAAUGUCGAGGGUGGUGGCUCCUCUGCAUCACAGCGGUGGGGAUGUGUCACGUCUGGAACAUCCGCACGUUGUCGUCGCCGCAUCCGCCGGUGAGUCUGGCCCCCGUGCUGGAUGCGGCGGUGAAAUCGCUGUCAUCUCACACUGUCCCCGGACCGGGAAUAACCUCCGCACACCUCAAUUCCACGGGGAAUAUCGUCCUUACUCUCACUAACGGCGAUGGGUACGCCUAUGCUCCCGCCCUGUACGUGUGGCAGCGCCUCAGCGAGGCCUGGUGGGCCGUCGGCUCGCAGUACUGGAAUAGCAAUGACUCCUCCGUCUCCGCUCUCCAAAGCACCGCCGUCGGCGGGCCAUCCACCUCCACCGCGCCCGAGACCCUCGUAUCCGCCGGCAUAAUCCCUCAUCUCGAGCGCCAUACCACCGCUGAGGUGUUGCUCAAGGGGCGCGCAUACAUGCUCCAGCGCCUCGUCAAGGGUGUGUUACCACGCCCUGGCUUCGAGAGAUUCGAAAGCGCGGUUAGUGUUGCGCAUCUGGAGAAUAGGGUGGCGGGUGCGCUGGGGCUGGGGGCCAGGGAGGAAUUUAGGUUGUAUCUGUAUAUGUAUGCGAAGCGGCUUGGGGCAGAGGGGGCGAAGGGGAAGGUGGAGGAGUUGUUGAGGGGGUUGCUUGGGGGGAUUCUGGAGGAGGGAACUGCAGAGGGGGAGGGGAAGGGGUGGAUGGCGGAGGGGGAGACGAUUUGUGGGUGGGAUCGGAGGGAGUUGUUGAAGGGGGUUGUGUUGAUUCUUGGCAAAUUCCGCGAUCUCCAACGCGUCACAGUCCAGUACGCUCGCGUGCUAGAUAUGGUAGACGAUGAGGACGCGAUGGAGUCUACCUGAGCUUAUCUUAUCGUUUCCACUGGAGUUUUCAUGGGUCCUGGUUUUGCGUUUUGCUAGGUUGCUAGGUUGCUCUUUUGCUUUCGGGUGGCGGGG